AUAUUGUUUUCGAAUUCUAUUGUCCUUAAGUUAGAUUGAUUUUUUCCUUUUUCAUUUUGCAGGCUUCAUGUUUAAAUUUUGCAAUCUUUUCAAUUGGAUUCAUUUAGUGCCCGGGGGAAAAUGUUUGUUAUUUCUCGAGCAUUAAUCACAUUUAGAUGUAUUAAUAAAUUCACCGUUCUUUGGAGCUUAAACGGACUCCGGUCUCCUCUUUUAGUGAAGAGAAAAUCUAUUAUUACCAGUAUAGAUUACAGUAUUAAUUCAAGCGUGGCGCAGUCCAAUUGGUUGAUCACUAAGUUAAGUAAAGAAGGCAAAAUAUGCCAAGCACGACAAUUGUUCGAUAAAAUGCCUGAAAGAGAUAAAGAUGUAAUCACUUGGACUGCAGUGAUAUCUGCAUAUGUCAGGCUUGGGUUAAUUGAGGAAGCCAGGAAACUGUUUGAUAGAGUUGAUUCCAGGAAGAAUGUAGUAACAUGGACCGCGAUGUUAAAUGGCUAUAUGAGAUCAAAUCGAAUUGUGGAUGCCGAGAGAUUGUUUGAGAAAAUGCCGGUUAAAAAUGUUGUGUCUUGGAACACUAUGGUUGAUGGAUAUGUGCAAAAUGGGAUGGUCGAUAAGGCUUUUGAAGUGUUUGAUGAAAUGCCCGAGAGAAAUGUGGUUUCCUGGAAUACAAUGUUAACUGCAUUGGUGCAAAGUGGGAGAGUUGUGGAUGCGAGGGCAUUCUUUGAUAAGAUGCCUAAAAGGGAUGUUAUUUCGUGGACAGCUAUGGUUGCAGGGUUGGCGAAGAAUGGGAGGGUUGAUGAGGCUAGGAGAGUUUUUGAUAGGAUGCCAGAGAGGAAUGUGGUGUCGUGGAACGCAAUGAUUACUGGCUAUGCACAGAAUAUGAAAUUAGAUAAGGCUUUUGAUUUGUUUGAGAGGAUGCCAGAGAAGGAUUCGUCUUCCUGGAAUGGGAUGAUCACAGGGUUUAUUCAGAUUGGGGAAUUCGGGAAGGCCGAGAAAUUGUUUGGUGAGAUGCUAUGUAAGAAUGUGGUUUCUUGGACCACGAUGAUCACAGGAUAUGUUCAAGGUGAGAAGAGUGAGGAAGCAUUGAAGAUUUUCUCGAAAAUGUUGGCAGAGAACAGGGUAAAGCCCAAUGAAGGAACUUUUGUCAGUGUUUUGAGUGCAUGUAGUAAUUUAGCUGGGCUUAUCGAGGGACAGCAGGUUCAUCAGACAAUAGUGAAAACAGUUUAUCGGCGUAGUGAAAUUGUUGUAUCUGCACUUAUUAACAUGUAUUCCAAAUGUGGGGAAUUGAGUAUUGCUAGGAGGAUGUUUGAUGACGGAUUAAUAAACCAAAGGGAUGUGGUCUCAUGGAAUGGUAUGAUUGCAGCUUAUGCACAUCAUGGAUGUGGUCGGGAAGCCGUCAGUUUGUUCAAAAGAAUGUCCGAUUUACAUUUUAAACCUAAUGAUGCGACCUAUGUGGCUUUGCUCUCUGCAUGCAGCCAUUCUGGUAUGAUGGAGGAAGGACUAAGGUACUUUGAUGAACUUGUGAGAGAUAAGUCCAUUCAGGUCAGAGAGGAACACUAUGCAUGCUUGGUCGACCUCUUUAGCCGAGCAGGGAAGCUCAAGGAGGCCUUUGAAUUCAUUGUGCAGCUUGGGAUCAAACCAUCUGUAUCUAUUUGGGAAGCUCUUCUUGCCGGAUGUCAUGUCCAUGGGGAUGCGAAUUUAGGAAAAUUAGUUGCAAAAAAGAUUUUAGAGGCAGAACCAGAAAAUGCUGGCACUUUCUUGUUGUUGUCUAACAUGUAUGCUCGGGGAGGAAAAUGGAGAGAAGCUGCAAAGGUAAGGUUGAAAAUGAAGGACAAGGGAUUAAAGAAGCAGCCUGGUUGCAGCUGGAUAGAAGUAGAGAAUAAGGUCCAUGUGUUUGUGGUUGGUGCCAAGUCUCAUUCACAUGCUGAAUUUAUUUACCCACUACUGCAUGAACUUCAUGCCAAAAUGAGCAAGGCUGGAAAUAUAUCCAAUACUAAUCACGUGGAGGAGGAUUUUCUGGUUUUAUAAAAGUUUUUAAUCUGCUAAUGUCUCCUAUGGAACAAUUU
Messenger RNA from Hibiscus syriacus, 2060 nucleotides. Its product is annotated as pentatricopeptide repeat-containing protein At2g35030, mitochondrial. The record is from RefSeq and is a predicted model, not a curated record. Bases 121 to 2022 code for a protein of 633 amino acids. The transcript has a single exon. Gene Ontology annotation, biological process: RNA modification. Gene Ontology annotation, molecular function: RNA binding; protein binding. NCBI's taxonomy places the organism in Eukaryota, Viridiplantae, Streptophyta, Magnoliopsida, Malvales, Malvaceae.